Messenger RNA from Amoebophrya sp. A120, 1211 nucleotides. The record is from the annotation of a GenBank genome assembly. NCBI's taxonomy places the organism in Eukaryota, Dinophyceae, Syndiniales, Amoebophryaceae.
AUGUUGAGCAAGAGUAUGAAUAACGGCGGAAAAGGGAACAAUAAAGGCGGCAAAGGGAUGAAAGCUGCGGGAAAAGGGAAAGGCGUGGGGUGGAAGGGCAAGGGAAAAGCUGUCAACAAGGGGAAGAACGGCAAGGGAAAAGGUGCCAAGGGAAUUGGCAAAAUGGGAACCGGCAAAAUGGGAAACGGCAAGGGAAAGGGAAGCAGCCGCGACGGAAACGGAAAAGGCAAGGGCGAAGGUGGCAAAGGAAAAAGUGGCAAGGGAAAAGGUGGCAAGGGAAAAGGUGGCAAGGGAAAAGCGGCGUGGAAAUCAGCUUCCUUUGCGGAAGUCGACGCGGAAGGGACGAUUAGUGGGCCACUUUGAUUUAUCAAAUGCAAAAAUGUCUGGGUCUGGAAAUUUUCUAGACUUGUCAUGCAGGUUUUGCAUAAGUCUUGAUGUCUGUGAUGCGUGCCCUAGCAUCACAGAUUUUUUGAGGCCUUCUUGAUGCCUAUUCCGCAUUACAAAUGCCAUCUCCGCGUAGCAAAAAUUGCAUUCCCUUUGCUGCUCAUGCAAUGCAGAUUUUUUUGCCAUCCAAAUGCAGCAUCACAAGUUCCAACCUUCCAGACCCAGACAUUUUUACAUUUGAUAUGAUUGAGCUUUUUUCUGGUUGAUUGUAACUUUGUUUUAAUUGUCACAUGAUUUUUACAUUUUCACAAAAUUCAUUCACUUCCGAAACUACACGCACAUACUUUCUUACGUCACCGAGAUUUUUUACAGCAUAUGAAAGCAUUGUAACUUUUGUCUUCUUACGUUCUCAAUUACCACUUUACAAGCGUCUUCUUACGUUCUCAAUUACCACUUUACAUUGUAACUAUUGACUUGUUGUAAAAAUUUUCAAGAUCCACGCGAGCAGCAUGCUCGUAAAUCUUAUGCACUCUAUUUUUUUCGCAUUCUUUUUGCAAGCAUUUAUCACCAUUCGCACAUUGUUAUUGUAAACACGGACAAAUUUUUUACUUUUUGGACACACGACACGCACUAGUUUUUCAAUUUCAUCGGCACAACAAGCAUUGACUUCUGGAACAUGAAAGAAUAGAAUUUCGGCAUUAACAGUUUUUAGUACUACGAACACGCACUCUUCGAAGUAAUUGAAUACACCGAGGACCUCAAGUUUGAAAAUUUUCACGACGAACUGAUAAAAGAGAUAAAUGCAAAGAAUAGGUUGCAGGACGGGG